CCCAUGUCGUGUUACUCACGAUAUCGACGACGAAAGUUAAAGCGAGUACUACCGAAGUACGCACUGUUCGCUGCAGUCCCACCCAUUCCUCUUAAACAAACUUGUCAAAAUGCGUGAGAUCGUCCACAUCCAAGUCGGCCAGUGUGGAAAUCAAAUUGGUGCCAAGUUCUGGGAGAUCAUCUCUGAUGAACAUGGAAUUCAGCCCAAUGGUGUAUACCAAGGCGAGUCUGAACUGCAGCUAGAGAGGAUUGAUGUCUACUACAAUGAGGCCAGUGGUGGGAAAUAUGUUCCAAGAGCAGUUCUUGUUGAUUUGGAACCAGGUACCAUGGACUCAGUUCGUUCUAGUCCUUAUGGCCAAAUCUUCAGGCCUGACAACUUCGUGUUUGGUCAAUCUGGUGCUGGCAACAACUGGGCCAAGGGACACUAUACUGAAGGGGCUGAAUUAGUUGACUCUGUUCUUGAUGUUGUCAGGAAGGAAGCAGAAGGAUGUGACUGCCUUCAGGGAUUUCAGUUAACUCACUCUUUGGGGGGUGGUACUGGAUCUGGCAUGGGAACCCUCUUGAUCUCCAAAAUUCGUGAAGAAUACCCCGAUCGUAUCAUGAACACGUUCUCCGUGGUUCCGUCUCCGAAGGUUUCUGACACGGUUGUUGAGCCUUACAACGCAACUCUUUCUGUCCACCAGCUAGUUGAGAACACGGAUGAAACGUACUGCAUUGACAACGAGGCUCUGUAUGAUAUCUGCUUCCGAACGCUCAAACUAACCACGCCCACUUAUGGCGAUCUCAACCACCUUGUCUCGCUUACCAUGUCGGGUGUGACAACUUGCCUCCGUUUCCCAGGCCAACUCAAUGCCGAUCUUCGAAAAUUGGCCGUCAACAUGGUCCCUUUCCCUCGUCUGCACUUUUUCAUGCCUGGUUUCGCUCCGCUGACUUCCCGUGGCUCGCAACAAUACCGCGCCCUUACUGUUCCAGAACUCACUCAGCAAAUGUUUGAUGCCAAAAACAUGAUGGCCGCUUGUGAUCCUCGUCAUGGCCGUUAUCUAACCGUAGCUUCCAUCUUCCGUGGCCGCAUGUCCAUGAAGGAAGUUGACGAGCAGAUGCUAAACAUUCAGAACAAAAAUUCGUCCUAUUUUGUCGAAUGGAUUCCCAACAAUGUCAAGACAGCCGUUUGCGACAUUCCUCCGCGUGGUUUGAAAAUGGCGGCGACUUUCAUAGGCAACUCGACAGCUAUUCAAGAGCUGUUCAAACGCAUUUCGGAGCAAUUUUCGGCAAUGUUCCGUCGUAAGGCUUUCCUCCAUUGGUACACUGGUGAAGGCAUGGACGAAAUGGAGUUCACUGAAGCUGAAUCCAACAUGAACGAUCUCGUUUCGGAGUACCAGCAGUAUCAAGAAGCUACGGCUGACGAUGAGGCGGAUUUUGAGGAAGAUCCCGAUGCCGAAGCUGACAAUGCUUAAAUUGCUUGAAAGCUGUUGUUAACUGUUAAACUUCUUCGCCCUUUUCCUCAGACUCCUUUAUUUAUUUUCCAACUGAAGCUAUCGAUCUGCUCCUCGCCCUACCACUCCUUUAUUAUAUACAAAUCCGAAAUUCCUAUUACCAAGUCCUUUCGCUUUGUUUGUGCAUUCAGUAAGGCCUGCCCUCUUGCUUUCAGACAAUACAAUUGCAGAAAUACCGCAA
Molecule: messenger RNA, 1673 nt
Organism: Daphnia magna
Lineage: Eukaryota; Metazoa; Arthropoda; Branchiopoda; Diplostraca; Daphniidae
Product: tubulin beta chain
Exons: 3
Coding region: 110-1453 (447 amino acids)
Biological process (GO): microtubule cytoskeleton organization; mitotic cell cycle
Cellular component (GO): cytoplasm; microtubule
Molecular function (GO): GTPase activity; GTP binding; structural constituent of cytoskeleton
Source: RefSeq, a predicted model, not a curated record